AAUUCUCCGUUCUGGGAACAUCAUCGCAAUUUGAAAUAUUCAGACUUCGCCAUGUCUCAGCCAAUACCGCCAUCUACAUCAAAGUCCGCUCCGGAUGGAGAUCACGCGUCACAUACCGCGGGUGACGAGGCGGCGAUCUCACCAGGCGACCCGACUAUCGGAUACAAGUUCAAUCACAUGAUGCUUCGCAUCAGAGAUCCUGCCCGUUCUUUGCACUUCUAUAUCGACUUAAUGGGCAUGCGAACCGUGUUCACCAUGAAUACUGGCCCAUUCACCAUCUAUUACCUCGGGUACCCGCAAACAACCGAGCACCGCGCCGGCCUUGCAAAAUUUCGCGAGGACACGGUAUCCAAGCUUCCACACACACUGGGACUCUUCGAGCUGUACCAUGUCCACGGUUCAGAGAAUGAGUCUGAAGGGUACUACAGCAACGGAAACCAGCCGCCAAACCUGGGCCUUGGGCAUUUGGGGUUCUCCGUCCCGGAUGUCCCACUUGCACUUGAGCGCCUGAAGGCCAAUGGCGUGGAAGUGGUAAAGGACUUGGGUAGCGCAACACGAGAAGAUGUUCCGUUGAGUUCAUGGGAAGCCGAACGUGGUAUCGGUCUAGGAGAUCUCAAUUCGGCGUACAAGAACGUCUUCGAGCAGAUUGCGUUUGUCAAGGACCCGGUACAGCUGCUGAUGAUUAACUGUACUGCUAGGAUGGAUACAUUGUGGAGCUUGUUCCUCAAAAUCUUCAAGGGCUGUGAAUCUGCCCCAGGUUAA
Molecule: messenger RNA, 762 nt
Organism: Colletotrichum gloeosporioides
Lineage: Eukaryota; Fungi; Ascomycota; Sordariomycetes; Glomerellales; Glomerellaceae
Product: Lactoylglutathione lyase
Exons: 2
Source: RefSeq, a predicted model, not a curated record